AUGGCAGCUUUGAAUAUUGUUGUUGAUCCUGUCUCCAAGUCAUUCAAUUCAGUGCCAAAGCCCUGCCCACCACCACAGGAUUUAUUGGCUGCAACUUCACAUGCAGCCAAGUUGGAAAUGGUCAACAAAUCUGAUUUGAGCAAGACUGUUCCAAUGAAAACACAGGCUUUAGCCAAAAACAAGUAA
Rhizoctonia solani is the source of this 186-nucleotide messenger RNA. RefSeq lists its product as uncharacterized. Lineage: Eukaryota; Fungi; Basidiomycota; Agaricomycetes; Cantharellales; Ceratobasidiaceae. The record is from RefSeq and is a predicted model, not a curated record. Bases 1 to 186 code for a protein of 61 amino acids. The transcript has 2 exons.